This is a messenger RNA of Brachypodium distachyon (stiff brome), 2478 nucleotides long. RefSeq names its product L-ascorbate oxidase homolog. Gene Ontology annotation, molecular function: copper ion binding; oxidoreductase activity. The transcript has 3 exons. The record is from RefSeq and is a predicted model, not a curated record. NCBI's taxonomy places the organism in Eukaryota, Viridiplantae, Streptophyta, Magnoliopsida, Poales, Poaceae. Bases 326 to 2023 code for a protein of 565 amino acids.
AACGUCGGGGGCGGGGACAGGCAUGCUCCAGAUGAGCGCGGGCGGCCAUUCCUCUGGACCUCUCCUUCCCGGUCGGCGCUAUAAAUCCCGGUCCCCGGCGUCCCCUCGUCAUCCCGAAGCUCCCCGGUUGACCUCCCCGGUCGCCUUCCUUCCUUUACCCAAAUCCUUCUCCAACGCACCGUCCUUACCCCUCCCACAACCAGGGGCGUCUUCCAUGGCCUCCUCCUAGUUCAUCCCGCCCGCCGCAACUCCUACAUUACAUUAAUCCUUCAAGAGAAGUACUGAUCAAAGAAGACGUACGAGGGUCCGUGUGAUCGGUCGAAUAAUGGCGAUGACGAAGAGCAUCCGAGGAGGAGGAGGAGGAGGAGGCGGCGCGUCGACGGUGCUGGUGCUGCUGUUGAUGCUGGCGGCGUCGGCCCCGGCGGCGCGCGCCGAGGACCCGUACGUGUUCUUCGAGUGGCACGUGACGUACGGGACCAAGACCCUGGUCGGGGUUCCCCAGAAGGUGAUCCUCAUCAACGGCGAGUUCCCGGGUCCCCGGAUCAACUGCUCCUCCAACAACAACAUCGUCGUCAACGUGUUCAACCAGCUGGACCAGCCGCUGCUCUUCACCUGGCACGGCAUGCAGCAGCGCAAGAACUCGUGGCAGGACGGCAUGCCGGGCACCAACUGCCCCGUGGCGCCCGGCACCAACUACACCUUCAAGUGGCAGGCCAAGGACCAGAUCGGAAGCUUCUUCUACUUCCCUUCCGUCGGCAUGCAGCGCGCCGCGGGCGGCUACGGGCUCAUCAGCGUCGUCAGCCGCCUCCUCAUCCCUGUCCCCUUUGACCCCCCUGCUGACGACCUCCAGGUGCUCAUUGGUGACUGGUACACCAAGGAUCACGCAGUCAUGGCACGGCUCCUCGACGAAGGCCGCAGCUUCGGGCGCCCUGCCGGGGUGCUCAUCAACGGCAGGGGCGGCAAGGAAGCCGCUGACCCGCCAUUGUUCACCUUCGAGGCCGGCAAGACGUACCGGCUCAGGAUCUGCAAUGUGGGGAUCAAGUCCACACUCAACUUCCGGAUCCAGGGACACGACAUGAAGCUGGUGGAGAUGGACGGCUCGCACACGGUGCAGGACAUGUACGACUCCCUGGACGUGCACGUGGGCCACUGCCUGUCGGUGCUCGUGGACGCCGACCAGAAGCCCGGGGACUACUACGUGGUGGCCUCCACGCGCUUCAUCAGCGACAAGAGCUCCGUGUCCGCCGUGAUCCGCUACGCGGGGUCCAACACCCCGCCGGCGCCCAACGUGCCGGAGCCCCCCGCGGGCUGGGCCUGGUCGCUCAACCAGUGGCGGUCCUUCCGGUGGAACCUGACCGCCAGCGCGGCCCGGCCCAACCCGCAGGGGUCGUACCACUACGGGCAGAUCAACAUCACCCGCACCAUCAAGCUGCUGGUGACCAGGGGACACCUGGAGGGGAAGCUCAAGUACGGCUUCAACGGCGUGUCCCACGUCGACGCCGACACGCCGCUCAAGCUCCUCGAGUACUUCAACGUCACCGACCCGGUGUUCAAGUACAACCAGAUGGCCGACGUGCCCCCCGCCGUCAUGGGGCCCCUCCAGGUCGUCCCCAACGUCAUCACCGCCGAGUUCCGCACCUUCAUCGAGGUCGUCUUCGAGAACCCCGAGAAGAGCAUGGACUCCGUCCACAUCGACGGCUACGCCUUCUUCGCCGUAGGGAUGGGGCCGGGGAAGUGGUCGCCGGAGCUGAGGAAGACGUACAACCUGCUGGACGCGGUGAGCAGGCACUCGAUCCAGGUGUACCCGAGGUCGUGGUCGGCGGUGAUGCUGACGUUCGACAACGCCGGAAUGUGGAACGUCAGGUCCAACGUCUGGGAGCGGUACUACACGGGGGAGCAGUUCUACAUCAGCGUCACCUCGCCGGCCAGGUCGCUGCGCGACGAGUACAACAUGCCAGACACCUCCCUGCGCUGCGGAAGGGUCGUCGGCCUGCCGAUGCCGCCCUCCUACCUCCCGGCCUGAUUCAAUCGAUCGAUGCAUGCAGCAGCAUCCAUCAUGCAUCCCGUGUUCGAUCUUCGACUGAUAUAUAUGAUGUGCACUAGCCAAAAAUGACAACGCCCAGCGUAGUAGGGCAUCGAAUCCACAUAUUAUCUAUACACCAUUCUAGGGUGGAGGCUGAGUUUGUUUCCGUUGUGUAUGUACUCCAUUCUUUGUUUGCUGUUGUUGUUGUGUUGUCUUUGUCGUCGUUCUUGGCCAUGAUUUUUCUUUUGCUUUGGUGGAAUAAGCACGGACGAGGGCUUAGCUAGGUCCCCUUUUUCAAAAGAACAAAGACGAAAGAAAACGUACUUACUAGGAGAAGAAGAAAAAAAUCGGCUGGGCCGGCCGGCUGGGAACGCAUCAAUGUAACCUCCACAUAUAUGGGCCUUCUCAAAUCAUUGUAAUGGGAGUUAUAAAUUUUACCACGUCAUUUUACCUAA